ACACGAAGAUACAGUUCAACAUUUCAAGAUAUUAACAGACUCCAACAACAAGUUUUAUAUUUGGCCAAACUCUGUUUUCUUCUCCAUAAACCAACUUGUAGAAAAAUAUCAUACAGAAAACGUAUCUGGGGACCCAAAGAAAGUUAUACAUCUACGAGACACUCGGCAAGAGAAAUAUGAAGCCUUGUACGACUUUACACCCGCCAAUGCAGAAGAGGUUGAAUUGAAGAAAGGGGACAUCAUCCUGCUGAUUGCCAAAAGUGAUCCCAACUGGUGGGAAGGUGAAGUGCGUGGCAAGAAAGGCUUCUUUCCGAAAAAUUACGUCAGAGAGCUGAAGUAA
This is a messenger RNA of Candidula unifasciata, 340 nucleotides long. The record is from the annotation of a GenBank genome assembly. NCBI's taxonomy places the organism in Eukaryota, Metazoa, Mollusca, Gastropoda, Stylommatophora, Geomitridae.